AUAAUAAUAAUAAUAAUAAUAAUCAUAACAACUGAUACAUAAAAGUCUUUCAAGUAAAGUUGUGUAGAAACAGCACCAGUGAGUGUAAUUUUAUUCCAAGAAUUAAACUGACGACUUGCUCGACUUUUACUACAACGACACCGAAUAUAAUAAUCUACAUAAUACCAGUGAAUUUGGACUAGCAUACAUUUAAUAUUGAUAAUAAUAAUUAUACCAGGAAAGGAAUAUCAGUUUAAAUACCAGUAAAUAAAAAAGCCGGUUGGUAAUUAUAGAGAUUGCUGAUUUGGAUAUUAAAAUGGAUCUGCUGUGCUGCGAGACAACUGAAGAAACAGAAUGUCAUGCUUAUCCGGAUCCAGCUUUACUUGGAGAUGAUAGAGUUCUGCAGAAUUUGUUGAAAACUGAAGAACGUUACGCACCAAGCAGCUCUUACUUUGAAUGCGUACAGAAAGAUAUCACGCCGCUCAUGCGCAAGAUUGUCGCCGAGUGGAUGUUGGAGGUUUGUGAGGAAAGAAAGUGCCAAGAAGAAGUAUUUCCACUGUCGAUGAAUUAUCUCGACAGAUUUUUGUCCAUCUGUCCAAUAAGAAAAACCCAAUUGCAAUUGCUUGGAACGGCGUGUCUUUUAUUGGCUUCAAAACUUCGAGAGACUAGGCCACUGACUGCUGAGCUUCUUGUUUAUUACACCGACAACUCAAUCACACUCGAUGACCUCUGGAGGUGGGAGCAGCUGGUGGUUUCAAAGUUAAAGUGGGAAUUGUCAGCAGUUACGCCCGGGGACUUUCUCCUGCACAUCCUCAGCCGCUUGCCGGUGGAUUCACGAGCAUGGGACUUUUUGAUGAUAAAAAGACAUGCACAGACUUUCAUUGCGCUGAGCGCAAGAGAGUACAAAUUUUCAAUGUACACGCCGAGUAUGAUUGCAGCUGCCAGCAUAGCAGCGGCACUACACGGUCUCGAUUGGACUGGAAAAAGUGGUUACGGACUUGCUGGACUUCUCGAUGAACUCACCCGUAUCACAGCCAUUGAACAGGAUUACUUGCGAGGAUGCUUGGAACAAGUAGAGGAUAUGGUGUCACAGGCGCGAAUGACCGGAACGAGUGACCAAUAUCAAUCUCAAAAUCAAACCACCGGGAUGAACACCCCUUUAAGACCGUUGGGGGAUCAAAACACGAGCCAGGACAAGAUAAUGGAGCAUGAGAAGGCGGGAACACCUACCGACGUUAGGGAUGUUCACUUCUGAUCCUGGCUCGUUUAAUAAAAUGAGUUUGUUGUGUUAUAAAUGAGCAGAGGGCUGAACGCCGUCUUUAUUUUAAAUCAUCGAGCUGCUGACAUUUUAAGUGCGUCGUCAAGACAACGCUCGUGUUAAACUUUAUGUCUUCUAUUUAUCUGUCCGUCUGACAAGCACAGACAAGUACAGACAGCACACAAGGACAGCAAGGACGUAUUGGGGGAAGGCAAUGCAAUACGCUUUACGCAUUAUUAUUUAAGUACACUUAAUUAAUUGCAAGGCGAUACAUGGUAGUACGAUACAUUAUCAUUAUCAUUAAAUAUAUACAGUUAGCAAAAAAUUAAAAAUUAUAAAAAAAAUAAAAAAGACGUCUAAGGAUGUAAAAUACAAAAAAAUACUAUAAUUUAUAUUAUUAUUCAUUACAUUAUUAUUAUUUUUAUUAUAAACAAUAGUCAUAUCGAGUCAUCGAGGAUUCUGUACAUAGAAACUAAUUUAACGGACCUAUUAUUAUUUUUUUUUUAUUAUUAGAUAUAAACGUAUCGCUGAUUAUGUUUAUUUAGAUGUGACGUUUUUUUUUUUCGGAUCGUGAUUAAAUGUGUGUAAGUUCGGAAUGAGUGUUUUUAAAAUAAAAAGCAAGAAUUAAAAAUAAAACUAAGCGGUUAUAAAUUGUUUUUUUUUUUGCGCAAUUUAUUUUCAAUGUUUAUUAUUAUUAUUAUUAUUAUAUAAUAUAUAAAUAUAUAUUUAAUUAAAUUGGAAUGAAAAGUUUGAAAGGAAAAAAAAAAAUGUUGAGUUGUAAAUAUUUAUAGUAUAUAAAGCUUGUUCUAAUUAAUAAGAAUUUCGUAUGUUUUACUGUUAAAAAAAAAAAAAAAAAAAAAAAAAAAUGUUUAACCAGAAAAACUGCCUCUUAAAUUGUCAUGAUUAAAAAAAAAAAAGUAUUUACUAGAGGCAGUAAGUGUCUUCA
Molecule: messenger RNA, 2183 nt
Organism: Cotesia glomerata
Lineage: Eukaryota; Metazoa; Arthropoda; Insecta; Hymenoptera; Braconidae
Gene: CycD
Product: G1/S-specific cyclin-D2
Exons: 5
Coding region: 296-1234 (312 amino acids)
Biological process (GO): positive regulation of G1/S transition of mitotic cell cycle; regulation of cyclin-dependent protein serine/threonine kinase activity; mitotic cell cycle phase transition
Cellular component (GO): cyclin-dependent protein kinase holoenzyme complex; nucleus; cytoplasm
Molecular function (GO): cyclin-dependent protein serine/threonine kinase regulator activity
Source: RefSeq, a predicted model, not a curated record